AACAACAACACAGGACAUUCAAGAACAACCAAAACCAAAAACACAAAAGACACAGAGAAUGUCUUCGUCAAUGUCCACAUUAAUCUCAUCCUCUCUCUCACAAACCCUCAAGAUAAGAACCCUAAUUAUUCCUCUCUCUCCCCACACCCUUUUCACUUCCAAAACUCCACCAUCCUCAAUUUCCCUCACAAACACCAAUAAAAUCACCAUGUUCACCCCUCAACCCAAUCAAAUAUCCGAACACCCGCAACGGGUCCCACCCGAGAUCCCUUCCCUGCCAAAAGUUCAACCUUCUCCCGUUCCCAGUGAGAAACCCGUGAUUCCUACCCCUGACCCGGAAACCGACCCCAAUGUACCACCCGAAAUAGUCACCACACCCGAAAUAUUCACGGAUCCGGCUCCUGGCCCGUACCCGAAUCCGAAACCGGAUGCCCCAAAACCCCCGCUGACCCCACCCGGGAUUGAGACGCCGCUGCCGAAGCCGCCGGAGAAGGUGCCACAGCAACCACCGGAAGUGGAUCCACCGCGGCCCCCGGAGAUUUUGCCGCCGCCAAGUGCUCCGCCGCCGGGUAUAACGCCACCCACUGGACCAAGUAUCAUUGGGUAGAACAAAAGCAUGAACAGUAUAUAUUUUAAGUGUUUAUUUAAGGUUAUUCUAUGAAGAAAAAAUAGUUAUUAAGUUUUUCUUUAUUUUAUUAUUUAUAUCCCACCAAUAUACUGCAUAGUGGUGUUUUUCAUUUUUACUUCUGUAGCAAAUGUUUAGGUAGCAAGUAAGACCAUAAUUCCAAUAAAAAAUUAAGAGGAAAUUACAUGAAUAGUAGUGAAAAAAAUAUUAUCCGUAUUUUUAAUUUA
This is a messenger RNA of Vigna unguiculata (cowpea), 852 nucleotides long. The record is from RefSeq and is a predicted model, not a curated record. NCBI's taxonomy places the organism in Eukaryota, Viridiplantae, Streptophyta, Magnoliopsida, Fabales, Fabaceae.